This is a messenger RNA of Cotesia congregata, 570 nucleotides long. The record is from the annotation of a GenBank genome assembly. NCBI's taxonomy places the organism in Eukaryota, Metazoa, Arthropoda, Insecta, Hymenoptera, Braconidae.
AUGGCGUCCGUACAAAAUAAAAAUAUUUUUUACAACGUGAACUUGACAAGCGAAUACGAUCCGGACAAGCGUAAAAUUGCUGUAUUGUUUGCUGACCAACCGGUACUUGCAGACGAUAAAAGAACUUUGAUAAGAGGUAUUGCGCAAAUGGCUUACGAAGAAGUUUUAGGUUAUAAUGAAGCAAACCAAAUAAAGAAGCUAUCCCAGAAUAUCUCUGACACGAAUUAUUCAAAGUGUUUUAUGCCCACGUUCAAAGGCAAAAAAAUAAAGGCUCCGUGUUAUACUUUAAAUGAUACCUCAUACUCAUCGUGUAUGUACUCAUUAACGGAUUACACUUUUUCCCAGUAUAACAAUCUGUUGAACUAUUUGAUUUAUCACACAAAGAGAAGCAAAGAAAAAGUCGUACUUGUUGGAGUUUUAUCCAGAUCAAAUAAACCAAGUAUCAGUGUGCAUGGCCGAGUAGUCCCUUUAGAGUUUGAAAAUAUUGACGACCUUUACAAAAAUGUCCGAAGAAAAUUACGCCAGUGGUUUGAUGACAAUCCUAAUCCUCGUAUUUAUCCACUUUAUUAA